Molecule: messenger RNA, 858 nt
Organism: Aspergillus bombycis
Lineage: Eukaryota; Fungi; Ascomycota; Eurotiomycetes; Eurotiales; Aspergillaceae
Product: alpha/beta fold hydrolase
Exons: 2
Coding region: 1-858 (285 amino acids)
Source: RefSeq, a predicted model, not a curated record
AUGCCCUCCCUCAACAUAAACAACCACCUCCUCCACUAUGCCGACUCACAUCCCAACGGCGCCCCAGAACAAGGCCAAACCAUCGUCUUCAUCCACGGCCUCGGCUCCUCCCAAAACUACUACUUCCCCAUCCUCCCCCAUCUAACCCCCAACCACCGCUGCAUAACAAUCGACACCUACGGCUCCGCCCGCUCAACCUACACGGGACAGCCGAUAUCCAUCGCCUCUAUAGCCGCAGAUGUAAUCGGCGUGCUAGACGCACUUAGCAUCCCCAAAGCCGUGGCCGUCGGUCACUCCAUGGGCGGCCUUGUCGUCACCCUCCUCGGCGCUCAGUAUGCAGACCGCAUAAAGGCCGCGGUAGCUAUUGGCCCAACGCAUCCUUCCUCGACGCUCACGUCGGUGAUGAAUAAGAGGAGCGAGACUGUUUCCGAAGGUAACACUCUCCUACCCUACACCACCAUACACUCCAUUACUCCCCCAACCCAUCCCACCGGGCAUGGAACCAAUGGCCAACUCCAUCCCAUACCAACAACCGGAUCCGGAUGCUCAGCGCUCGCGAAGUCCUUUAUCCGGGAACUCAUUCUCGGGCAGAACCCUGAGGGCUACGCGGCGCUUUGUCGGGCUAUUGCUGCGGCGCCCGUGAUUGAUUACUCGGCUGUCCGGGCGCCGUUCUUGCUUAUUGCCGGCGAGGAGGAUAAGUCUGCGCCGUUGGACGGGUGUCGGGUUAUUUUUGAAGGGGUGGCGAGUGAGAAGAAGAGUUUGGAGGUGCUGCAGAAGGUGGGUCAUUGGCAUUGUGUUGAGGCGCCGGAGGCUGUGGGGGAUAUGAUCGCGCGGUUUGUUGGGGGGAUUGCUCUGUAG